This is a messenger RNA of Iphiclides podalirius (scarce swallowtail), 627 nucleotides long. The record is from the annotation of a GenBank genome assembly. Lineage: Eukaryota; Metazoa; Arthropoda; Insecta; Lepidoptera; Papilionidae.
AUGACGGAAGAGAACUACGUGCAUUGCGUAGAAAACACGAUACGAAUUGCCGAACAGCUGAUGGUGGAUUCCAAGGGGCUGAGGGCAUCGAUGUUUAAGUCGAGGGAGCAGGCUACGAACCAGAUGUACGCCCAGUCUCAAAUGGUAGAGAUGAUCAUGAGGAGACGAGUGUAUGAUAUACAAAGGGCAAGAAACGAGAUGGAAUGGCAGAAAUAUAAGUUAGAGACAAAUCUGCAAAAGGUUGAAAGGGAGAUUGAGGCUUUGCGAGCAGCUGUAGCUGAUAAAAUAAAUCCGACCAAGCUAGUAGAAACAAGACUGGAAACACGCACCAGGAGACCAGUCCUCGAAAGAGUCCAAGAUAAACCGAUGCGCGGUUUGAUAGAAGAAUACGAGAGGAUCCAUAUGAGCUCAAACAUGUUGCAGAAGAAGCUAGAAGAUGCGCUAGCUACCUACCACGACAUGUACAACCAUCAUCAGCGCGUGGUCAAGGACUUGGAAUACAAGAACCAAGCCCUGGAGACGGAUCGACGACUCAUAGAAAUACGGAAACCUCUCCACGCACCCGACGAAACCCAGUUCAAACGGAACGUGGGCUACUGUCAUAUGGCCAACGAAAUGGUGCCGGAG